AUGACAACCGAUGCAGACGUUAUCGUCGUCGGAGCUGGUAUUUCCGGCUUGAAGGCAGCAGCCGAUCUGCACGAGAACGGAGUUUCCACCCUCAUCCUGGAAGCACGGCCACGGACCGGAGGCAGGGUCUACACAGAGCGGGCCACUAGCACGGGCAACCAUUACGACCUCGGCGCCACGUGGUUCCACUCGACAAUGGAAAACCCCAUUUUCGACAAGUUCGUCGGAGAGUGGUACACGCCAUCGGACGCUAGAUACGACGACCACAACGUUGGGUUUGUGCUCGACACCGCAACAGGCGGCUUCCCCGACGGAUGUAAUGUUGGACCCAUUGUCGACGAGAUCAAGUACUUUGCGUCUAAGUCACCAAGCGACGAGACCCUCCAGAAUUCCCUGCUCAGCUACUUCAAGUCCAAAAAGGGCCUCCUCAAGGAGGACGAGAAGAAGUACGCCGCUGCCCUUUAUAAGUUUGCUGAGUUGACUGGCGGCUGCCGCUGGGACAUGAUCAGCUCCAAGCUUGCUUACGGGCCCUUUACGGGAAGAGACUCGUUCAACACCCUUGGCUACGACAAAGUUCUCGAGAAGAUCUCCGCAAACUACCCAAAAGACCAAAUUAAGCUCAGCACUGUUGUGAAGAGCAUCGAGAAAGUCGCCGCCGGAGAUGCCGACAAGACCGUUGUCAAGGUCACCACGAAGGCCGGCGACAUUUUCACUGCAAAGUACGUGUUGGUUACAAUCCCAUUGGGCGUUUUGAAGCUCUCUGUGGAAGACCCGUCCGCAGAAGGCGCCAUCACCUUCCAGCCAGAGUUGCCAAAGGCAAUCACGGACAACUUCUCCAAGACGCACUUCACCACGCUUGCCAAGGUCAUCGUGGAGUUCGACGAGGUGUUCUGGCCGGACAACGACAAGUUCCUUGUGCUCUCCGUUCCUCAAGACGGGGACAUUGACGAAUCGUCCGUCUACUCUGCUGCGCAACUUGAUGACUACUCUGCUGCCAAACCCGUCAAGGCCUUCGACUUCCCCUGCCUCGUCUCAAACUUCAACGUCGUGAAGGGUGUCCCUGCGUUGAUGUUCCUCGUUCCCUCACAGCCUGCUCACCAAAUCGAGUCUGCCGAGAACCCGGAAAAGUACGGUUUUGAACUCAUCAAGCCCAUUAUCGAAAAGCUUUCAGGCGGAAAACCCGUUCCACAGCCAAAACUUGUUCUCACCACCAGCUGGGGCUCCGAUCCAUACAGCAGGGGCGUCAUUGCGGCCAAUGCUCCCGGUGACAUGUUGGUCAACGAUGCGCUGAUUGACGGCUUCGGCAGUAUUCGAUUUGCCGGAGAAGGCCCUGUCUACGAAGGCCACACCUGUGCCCACGGAGCCUACAUCAGCGGGGAGAGAGAAGCCAAGGUCAUCCUGGCAAAGCUGGGCAAGACCAGUGUUUAA
This is a messenger RNA of Pichia membranifaciens NRRL Y-2026, 1428 nucleotides long. RefSeq lists its product as hypothetical. The record is from RefSeq and is a predicted model, not a curated record. NCBI's taxonomy places the organism in Eukaryota, Fungi, Ascomycota, Pichiomycetes, Pichiales, Pichiaceae. The transcript has a single exon. Gene Ontology annotation, molecular function: oxidoreductase activity. Bases 1 to 1428 code for a protein of 475 amino acids.